CUCACUGCCCUCGUCCUCGGUAAUUCAAUAAUAGCAAUUUAUUUACUUUGUUAAUGGGUUUAGUACAUUUACUUAGAAUACAAUUACGUGAUCACCGGUUCCAAACCUGACCUUUUAUCAAGCGCGAUAAUUGCGCUAUUUAUUCCAUUUCCAGUCCUACAGAGCUAUCCGAAGCACGUUACCAAAAUGAAGUUAACCUUAGCCGUUUUGUGCGUUUUCAUUGCGUCAUCCAGCAAGGUAAUCGCCAGAUCCGUUCCAAAAACGUACUUGGAACCACUGGACUUGCAUUGCCUCCCAAAAAUCGACAAAAGCGGUUUGGAUUACAACGAAAAAGGGUACAUAGCCGAGGGUAACGAUGACGUGAACGAGAUGGUGCGCUGCAGCUGGUCGAAAAUUGGCCUGCUCCGUGAAAAUGGCGAAAUUGAUCUUUACAAAUUGCAAAGGACCUUGGAAAAUCAUUUAGUUGACAUGUAUGAUAAUUACGUUCGUACUUAUUUGGCAGCCAAAACGAUAAGCGACUGUGAAAAUGUAAAAGGAGACAGCGUAGGGGACACCUGUGUGAAAAUGUCCAAUUGUAUCCAUACAAGGGUUGAAGUAAAUGCUCAAAGACUGAAGGAAGAAAAAGAAGAUUGAGACCUGUGAUUUGUGAUUUUGCAUUUUUAAUAAACGCUACCAUUUUUUUAA
Messenger RNA from Photinus pyralis (common eastern firefly), 684 nucleotides. RefSeq lists its product as uncharacterized. NCBI's taxonomy places the organism in Eukaryota, Metazoa, Arthropoda, Insecta, Coleoptera, Lampyridae. The coding region runs from base 187 to 633 and encodes 148 amino acids. The transcript is spliced from 2 exons. The record is from RefSeq and is a predicted model, not a curated record. Gene Ontology annotation, molecular function: odorant binding.